UCCCUGCUGCAGGACCACGUCGUCCUGGCGAUACGCCAGCAGUUCGUUGCCAUCGGCGACCAGCUGGUGUCCCUUGGAGACGGAGACGAGGUUGCCGUGGUGCCGCCGCUCAGCGGGGGGUAAACCUGACGAGAUGUCCAAGCCGAGAGACGUCUUCAAGCUGAGCCGUGAUUGGCUGUCCAUACAGGAAGUGGUGGAUGCUGUCAGCAGUCCUUCCUGUGGAGCCAUUUCAGUCUUCAUAGGGACGACCCGUGAGGACGUGGUGGAGGACAGGAAGGUGAUUGGUCUGGAGUAUGAGGCGUACGAUUCCAUGGUCCAAUCAGAGUUCACCAAGCUGUGUGCUGACAUCCGAGAGAGAUGGCCGGCCGUCUCUCAUAUCUGUGUCCACCACCGCCUCGGGUGGGUGAAGGUGGGCGAGGCCAGCGUCGCCAUGGCGAUCUCGUCCCCUCACAGGGAGGACGCCCAGCAGGCCGUCCACUUCUGCAUCCGCCAGCUGAAGGCCGCCGUCCCCAUCUGGAAGAAGGAAGUGUACGACACCCAGGAGUCCAUCUGGAAGGAGAACGCUGAGUGUUUGUGGGCGGGGCAUAACGAGCAGCGUCCAAUCACAUCCUCCGAGAAUCACAAAGAUUAAAAUCUGUUUCUCACUACGCUGUGUGUGUGUGUGUGUGUGUGUGUGUGUGUGUGUGUGUGUGUGUGUGUGUGCGCACGCGCGCAGCAUUAAAUGAUUAAUGCCAUAAAGUCGACUCAGCAGAUCUGUCGGUCUGAUCUGGAGACGGUGAAAGUCCCGGCGACUCGUCCACAGUCGGCAGUCAGCUGGCUGCUCAAGAGCACUUGGGUCAGCUCUGGGCGGCACACAAACCGGUUCAAACCAGCUGGAAGUCCAGUUAAAACCAGCUGGGUCACCUCCUAAAAGCAGCAGAGAGAGAGAGAGAGAGAGUGAGAGUGAGUGUGUGUGUGUGUGUGUGUGAGGGUUCUUGCAGUGGUUAUUCUCUCUGAUGAGAAAACGUAACGUUCCUGCAGCUUCCGGUCGGACCGGAAGUGGCGCGGCGACCAUGUUUCCUGUUUACUGCCGAGUCACCAGCAGGAUGACAGUCUGUUCAGAACCUGGUCUGAGAUGAAGAAACCGUUUCCUGUCCCUCAGUCUGCCUCGUUCCAGACUGGUUUCACUCAGCUUCACAGAACUCCACAUUCUCACUGAAUCGAUCAGAUUCAUUUCAAAC
This is a messenger RNA of Salarias fasciatus (jewelled blenny), 1220 nucleotides long. It is a transcript of the gene mocs2, whose product is annotated as molybdenum cofactor synthesis 2. The coding region runs from base 134 to 631 and encodes 165 amino acids. NCBI's taxonomy places the organism in Eukaryota, Metazoa, Chordata, Actinopteri, Blenniiformes, Blenniidae. Gene Ontology annotation, biological process: Mo-molybdopterin cofactor biosynthetic process. The record is from RefSeq and is a predicted model, not a curated record. Gene Ontology annotation, molecular function: molybdopterin synthase activity. Gene Ontology annotation, cellular component: molybdopterin adenylyltransferase complex; cytosol; molybdopterin synthase complex. The transcript is spliced from 5 exons.